AACGGUUGUGACAACUUUUUGAUUAAUUGAACGGUCGGUUGUCGGUGCCAACGCGGUCGCGUUCUGGUAAAACGCGCAAGAUUAAUUGGAUAAUUGAGGGUUUCGUUUUUCACAAUUAAACUGACCGCUGGUUGGCUGGGAAAAGAUUGAAGGACGUUACUUAUCGAGAGUUUUUUCCCGCGGCAAAAGCAAACGACGCCCUCGCGCCCGUCCACGACCCGUGAGGUUCAUUAACGUCGAUUAACGAGUUUUAGGAGAACAGGAGGCCGAUCCAGUCAAUUAAUAGACGUGCAAUCAUGUUACCGAGUUAGGUUCGUCAAUUCCGUCGCGACGCUACCGUAAACUUCUAACCGUGUAUAAUGAGAAUUUCAAUUAGGUCUGGAAUCCAUUGGGAUCCUCUGUUCAAGCGGUAGUCGUCAUUCUCGAGGGUAAACACGGACCACUCUGUGUGCCAUUUUGCUGUCCUCGGAAGUAGUUAACAAAUAUGCAUUUAAAUUUCAAUGAUUCAUUCCAAGCUUUUAGGAUGCAUGAAUCUCAUCGAUCAUUUUGUUUCCAAUGUCCAGAACCAACUGAGAGCAUGGCAAACAAUUUUCCAAGUGUUACCCAAGGAUCUUGGAGUUUACCUCCGUCUCGAGAUCCUUUGGCGUCGAUCGAGUAUUUAUCGUUUCUCGCGACCAAAGGAAAUCCGCAAUCUCGCAUUCAACGUUCCUUAACGCUCACCGCGACUUGCCGCGACGUUCGAAAAUAAACUCGGUGGGGCUAGUCGUUCGCUUCUAAUAUUAACUUCCACAACGAAAUUCGCUUUACCGAUUCCCAAACGAUUUUAUACCGCCACCGCAGGUAAUCGAAUUCUAUUCGGAACUCUUCGAUGCGAAUUCGAAGGAGCGAGGCUCAAAGUAAAAUCGAAACCGUGGAACACAAGUUCCAGCGGUGCGAGAUAAAACGCAGGGAGUUGCUUCGAGGUGGACCCAUCCACUUCUUGUUUCAAGAGAUGAAACAAACUUCUCUAUGUAUCGAUUCGAUAGCUGAAGGCAAUAGUGGAGAAGCUCACAUUUUUUAAAGUUCUUCAUCCUAUGAGUAUCCAGGAAUAUAAAAUCCUUACAAGAGAUUACAGACAAUUUAGCAUCUUCUUCGUAUCUCCGUCUACUAAUAUCUGAAAAAGAACUGAUAACACUAUAGCAGAGAACCAAUGUCAAAAUUUCAGGAAACUAAACUCCCCCAAAUUUGACCCUCCCUCCUUUAUCAUUCUCCCACAGGCCACUCGAGGCUCGAGGGUGACAGAUGAAGAAGAACCCCUGGCCAAAUUGCUAAUAAUUUCUUAUCAGGCCGUCAAGUGUCGAAGCAUUUGUCAGAGGGAAGUUCGUUAACCGGGACGACACUUGGGAAAUCGCAACACGCCGCGUCCAAAACUUUCCCCAAGCCUAACUUUCUUUCUCUCCUACACGACGGGACAAAGUUUCCGGGUUCUUGGAUAUGACGCGUCGAGGUCGCGUGACCAGGGGGUUGGAAAACAUCUCUGGGAACUCGCCUCGCGAUCCACUUGGCCCUGACGACCGUUUUGUUUUUUUUUUUUCUUAAUUUUUCUGGAGGAGGAGCCGCGACGUUAAUCGGAUAAAAAGGACGCCGCCCUCGAUGAUCCCUGGACACUCUUCGGGUUAUCGAGUGACGCCAAUGGGGAACGGACGGGUAAAAGACGAUGAGAAUUAGCUGUAAUGCUAUGGAAAUUGGAGCGAAGUGAACGACAUUGGUGAAGCGCAAAGAAACUGGCAACUUGGUGGAGCAUCGCGACGCUGGAAUAUCUUUUCGUCUUUGUUCGGCCGUUCGACGCUCUGUCCUGCGGGACGUUCAUCGUGGAAACUUUCUCCAAGUGGUGAAAUCGAGAGGAUGCGAGCUGAACAGAUUCGUGAAACAGAGUCCAGCGGAGAGAAUCGAUUUGCUACAUCGAAAUUUUCAAAAUAACCAGACAACAAAAAGCUUCCAAGAAAUCCCAUACAACAGCCUCGACGAUAAAUAACAGUCUACAAAAUGCCCAACUGCAGCAACCUUGAUUUCCUCACGGACGAAGAGUACAAGGAGUGCGUAUGGGACUACAUAUUCCCGAGUGCCCUGGAGUGGGUGCUGAUCGCGUCCCACGGCGUGAUUUUCGUCGCUGGAUUGCUGGGGAACGCGCUCGUCUGCAUCGCCGUGUACAGAAACCACACGAUGAGAACCGUCACGAAUUACUUUAUCGUGAACCUGGCGGUGGCUGAUUUUCUGGUGAUACUGCUCUGUCUUCCCUUCACCGUGGUGUGGGACAUCACUGAGACGUGGUUCCUUGGUCUGGCUCUCUGCAAAACCGUCCCUUAUCUCCAGACAGUGUCGGUGACCGUGAGCAUAUUGACCCUAACUUUCAUAUCCAUAGACCGAUGGUACGCGAUAUGCUUCCCUCUCGACUUCAAGACGACAACGGGACGAGCGAAAACUGCGAUCAUCGGAAUCUGGGCGGUAGCGUUACUAUUUGAUAUCCCGGAACUAGUGGUGCUCCACGUAACUCCGCCGAAACACCUCAGAGUGAAGAUGAUCGUGUUUACGCAGUGCAGCAUAUCUUGGAGCUCGGAGAGUCAAAUCACUUUUACCGUCAUCAAGCUGAUCUUCCAUUACAUUGGACCACUGAUCUUCAUGAGCGUAGCCUACUGGCAGAUCAUCAGGGUCCUCUGGAGGAACAACAUUCCUGGACAUAACUUGCCGGCACGGGCCUCGCAGUUGAGCCAAACUCCUCCUUCCGGAGGAGGAAAUCCCGAGGGACAGCUGAGAUCCCGACGCAAGGCAGCGAAAAUGUUGGUCACGGUUGUCAUCACCUUUGCCAUCUGCUUCUUCCCUGUCCACGUAUUCUCCAUUAUCAGAUACACCAUAAAGCUACCGUCGAGCAAGACGAUGAACUCUGUCACCCUAAUCAUACACGGCCUCUGCUACUUCAAUAGCGCGGUUAAUCCUUUGAUCUACAACUUCAUGAGCGGAAAAUUUCGAAAGGAAUUUAGGCGUUCAUUUCGAUGCACGCGAGGAAAUGAUUCGCGUUUUCAACGCGGGUACCUCGCGAGUUCAUCUAAUCUACCUAGAAUAAAUAAAUCUCGGACCACGACAACACGAAUAACAUCAAAAAAUAACAACAACGUUCAACGAAACACGGAGAUUAUACCGCUGAGCGCUAUAACGACUGAUCAACAAAACGAAAAACACGAGUGAUCGUAAGUACAUCUCGGUGAACGUGACUCUCAGACGCCCAGUAGGAUUCAUAAGUGUAAUUUAUUUACAUGUAAUUUCAACUGUAAUGGUAAGAUAUACGGUAAUCGAUAAUUACAUGAAAAGACGCUAUGUUCCAUUGGAUAGAAUUUAAAUAACAGAUGAAACUUGGAAAAUCGAUUGUAUUUUGUUUCCACUUUCGUAAAAAUUGGUAGACACUGGAAUUUUAUCCGAAUAUGAUGAUGUAAUAAAACAUCGAAUUAUUUUAAAUGUACUUAUUGCGAUAAUAAUAAUAGUUAUCGGUGGACAAGUUCGAAAUUCGUUCUCGCAAAGCGUCAACUAAAACGAUAGAUGCGCGUGCACGUUUGCACGUUAUUCUUUGUAAUCGAAUCAUCGUAUUCGUCAUCGUGAUCGUUAUUGUACCUAUCAUUUUUUAACGAUAUUCCAAAGGCGCUGAUGAAUCGUAUAUAAAAAGUUGAAUAAGAUAUAUCUAUGUAACUACUACUACUACUACUACUACUACUACUACUAUGUUAUAAAUAUAAUGCAACGUAAAUCUCGUACUGUGAACAAUAUUCCUAAUAUUUCACGUAAACUCAAUGGAACCUAUCUUUAAUUCACUAAUAUUACAUUUUCAUCACGUACGAGGAUUAUUUAACACAGGAAU
Molecule: messenger RNA, 3886 nt
Organism: Hylaeus volcanicus
Lineage: Eukaryota; Metazoa; Arthropoda; Insecta; Hymenoptera; Colletidae
Product: orexin receptor type 2-like
Exons: 7
Coding region: 2026-3222 (398 amino acids)
Biological process (GO): feeding behavior; G protein-coupled receptor signaling pathway
Cellular component (GO): membrane
Molecular function (GO): orexin receptor activity
Source: RefSeq, a predicted model, not a curated record